Naegleria lovaniensis is the source of this 780-nucleotide messenger RNA. RefSeq lists its product as uncharacterized. Bases 1 to 780 code for a protein of 259 amino acids. Lineage: Eukaryota; Heterolobosea; Eutetramitea; Acrasida; Naegleriidae. Gene Ontology annotation, biological process: protein polyglutamylation; microtubule cytoskeleton organization. Gene Ontology annotation, cellular component: cilium. The record is from RefSeq and is a predicted model, not a curated record. Gene Ontology annotation, molecular function: tubulin-glutamic acid ligase activity; tubulin binding. The transcript is spliced from 3 exons.
AUGAGUGGAAUUGAAUUACCGAAUGUCUUUGCCAAUACAUCUACCCCACGAAGAAAGGAUAAAUCAAAAUCUUUGGACUCACUUCUGGAGGAGUCUCCGAGUAGCUCAGAUACAUCAUCGUCUUCAUCACCUGGUGCAAGCAGUAGUAGUGGAGGUGAGGAAUACAUGAUGUCUCCUUCUAAACCCUCUCCAAUUAUUAUUGAUCUAACAAGUUGUAAAUACAAUGUUGUAAGAGAAGCAGCCUUAGCAAAUGGUUGGAAAAUUCGAAAACCAACAAGCAAUGCUAAAGAUUUCACAGUAUUUUGGAUGGACCAAUCGAGUGCUCCUGACCGUAUCAUGAAAUUGAGAACCUUUCAAAAGAUUAAUCACUUCCCUGCAAUGGGUGGUAUUUGCAGAAAAAUUCCGUUAGCACGAAAUAUGAAACGACUUCGAAAAGCAUUCCCAGAGGACUUCUCGUUUCUUCCUCAUACUUGGGUGUUACCUCAAGAAUACUUUAAAUUCAAGAAUAGCAAGAAAAUUAUUGGAAAAACUUACAUUAUCAAGCCCACCGCAGGCUGUCAAGGAAAAGGCAUUGUGUUAACACAAGACCCAACGGAUGCUGAGCGAUACGGAGAUUGUGUCGUUCAGCUCUAUGUGGAUAGACCUUUUCUUAUUGAUGGCUACAAGUUUGAUUUGAGAGUAUAUGCCCUCGUUCUCAGUGUGGAUCCUCUCAAAAUAUUCAUGUAUAAGGAUGGACUUGUGAGAAUUUGCACCGAAAAAUAUAAGCACCCUCCAGCUUGA